AAAAUGGCGCUGGUGUCGGCGGACACCCGGAUAUCGGAGUUAUUGAAUGAACUGCACCAGCUCAUCAAGCAGACGCAGGAGGAGAGGUCGAGAAGUGAGCACAACCUGGUGAACAUCCAGAAGACUCACGAGAGGAUGCAGACCGAGAACAAGAUCUCUCCUUAUUACCGCACCAAACUGCGAGGACUCUACACCACAGCCAAGGCCGACGCUGAGGCAGAGUGCAAUAUUCUGCGCAGAUCUCUGGAUAAAAUUGCUGAAAUCAAAUCUCUUCUGGAGGAGAGACGAAUCGCUGCAAAGAUCGCCGGGCUGUACCAUGACUCGGAGCCUCCCCGCAAGACUAUGAGACGAGGGGUGCUCAUGACCCUACUCCAACAGUCCGCCAUGACCCUUCCCUUGUGGAUCGGAAAACCUGGAGAGAAGCCCCCUCCUUUAUGCGGUGCCAUCCCUGCGUCCAGCGAUUACGUGGCCAAGCCUGGUGACAAGGUGGCGGCGAGGGUUAAGGCGGUGGACGGCGACGAGCAGUGGAUUCUGGCCGAGGUGGUCAGCUACAGCCACGCAGCAAACAAGUAUGAAGUGGACGACAUUGACGAGGAGGGGAAAGAGCGUCACACACUCAGUCGUCGGAGAAUCAUCCCUCUGCCGCAGUGGAAAGCCAACCCAGAGACGGACCCGGAGGCUUUGUUCCAGAAGGAUCAGCUGGUACUAGCGCUGUACCCCCAGACAACAUGUUUCUAUCGGGCCCUGAUACACGCUCCUCCGCAGCGGCCUCAGGAUGAUUACUCUGUACUGUUUGAAGACACGUCGUAUGCUGACGGAUACUCUCCCCCCCUGAACGUGGCUCAGAGAUAUGUGGUCGCCUGUAAAGAACCAAAGAAGAAGUGAAGUUUGUUGCUCGGUGUGCAGUACGUGACUCCACUUUCUAUUUGGAUAUUACUUAAAGUGACUCCUGAUG
Molecule: messenger RNA, 955 nt
Organism: Nanorana parkeri
Lineage: Eukaryota; Metazoa; Chordata; Amphibia; Anura; Dicroglossidae
Gene: SGF29
Product: SAGA complex associated factor 29
Exons: 9
Coding region: 4-885 (293 amino acids)
Cellular component (GO): SAGA complex
Source: RefSeq, a predicted model, not a curated record